This is a messenger RNA of Parnassius mnemosyne (clouded apollo), 2442 nucleotides long. Lineage: Eukaryota; Metazoa; Arthropoda; Insecta; Lepidoptera; Papilionidae. The record is from the annotation of a GenBank genome assembly.
GAUUUGACAGCGUUGAAAUGAAUUGUUCUUCCCAUAGAUUAUAAUUAACACUUUUGUGGAUAAUUGAUUUGAUUGAUUGCUAAUCAAUCAAAAUAUUUAUAUAUAUCGAUACCGCUUGUAGGUAUUUUUAUUUAUUUAUUUAAUUAAUAAAAUCCAAAAAAGAAUGAAGUAGAAGAUAAUUUAUAGUUCUUGCGAGGGUCGUUGUGAGAUAUUAUAAUAGUGUCAUUUAAUUAAUCAUUCCAUAGUGAACGUUUUAUUUUACUAACAUGACUUUAACAGAUACAGGUAAGUUUUAAUACUGCUUGAAGAAUGUCUAAGAUUUUAUUAUUUCAUUAAAAGCCCUCCAAGACUGCAUCUGUUGUAGUAAUAUAUUCCUCUACGGUACGUUUGCCUAGGAUUGGAAAAUUUGUCAAUGCUAGUCGUAUAAUUUAGGAUACAAAGAACAGAUAUCAUCACAGUGUCAUCACACUGGUUUCCGUCUUCCCUAUCACCAAUCUUUUAAAUUAGAGUUUAGUAUUUCAGGAAUGAAUUUCGUGCUAAUAGCGUAGAUUCGGGUCACUAAAGCUUCGUAGUUUAAUUGAUCGGAUCUAUAGCAUGAACAAAAAUUGACACACUUCCUUUCACAUUAUAAUGUUAUUUUUUUGGGCAAUUGUUCCAAGUAAUGCUAGCUGGUGCUUGUGCUGGUUCUAAAAAAGGUCUUUGUUCAACAGCAGACUUAUAAAGGUUGUGUUUUAUUCCGCUUAAAAGUAUGUAUGAGGUAAUGAAGUAGUAUUAUUUGUAUUUGUAUUAUUAUUUUAUUUUAAUAAUAGUAACAUUUUACUUUUUUAGUUAGUACAUGACCUGUUGUAUAAUAAAUGAUCUUAUAAUAAAAUUAGCAAAUAGUUCUAUUGCUGGGCUAAUUCUUCUGUCAUUUCUGAGAGGGAUUCAUUUCCCUAAUGGAUAUUGGCAGAUUUUAGAAGUCUUUGAAAUAUUUAUUAUAAAUGUUCAGGUUUCCUUACACAAUUGAGACUGUGAUGAAAAUGUCAAAUAACAACCUAAGAAAAUAUGUAUAUCCUUUAUAUUAGCCAAUAAAUUAUAAUUAUGAAAAGAAUGUAAGGAUAUUUUGAGCAUUACUGUUUUUUUUUGUGAAAACUGUAGUCAUGACAUAUGUUAAGACAGUAAACAAUGAGGUGCUUGACAACUUAUUGAUUUUGUUUUUAAUAUUACUUUUAUUAUAAUGAUCAGUUCAUUUUUAGGCGAUGAAACAACUGAAAUUAAUAUGAACAGAGUCUGUGAUUUAUUGGAUAAAACAUUGAUUAAUCAGUUACAUCUGAUGGAAGAAAAGAUGCGAUGUGAACUCAAUAUAGAAUCAAGCAUCAACAGUGGAAGUAUUCAUCUUGCUAAAUCUAGAUAUAUAAUGGGCCAGAAUGCAGUCAGUAUAGCGAGGUUGCCAGUGGAAAGCAGUCCAGAAUUUUCUGCAUCAACUGUAUGUGAAAUCACAGAGGUUGAUAAUAUGAAACAGUUCAGAGUAGUUGAGAAUGAUGCUGAAAACACAGUGAAUCCAUUACAUUGGUUUGGAGUACUAGUGCCUCAAAACUUGCAUAAAGCAAAGAGUAUCUUCCAGAAUACAAUUAAUUUUGUUGCUGAAUGUGCAAAUAUUCAAAUGCGAUUACUUGAAAAUAUGGCUAAUAUGGAUAUGUUGAAUGAAUACAAAAAAACAUUAAAAUCUUAAUAAUUGUACCAAAAAAUAGACAAACUGCAGUUUCUUUAUUUUAUUUUUAUGUAUCUUUCAUGUUAAACAAAAAAUACAGGAUAGGUCAACUUUUUGUUGGUGUAUUGCAAUGUUCUUGCAAAACACAUGACUAAAAAGUUAUGCUCUGAAUAGUUUAUUGGUUGUAGUUCAGUUAUAUUUUUUGCAAACAUGUACUAUGUUUGUUUACCUCAAUAAGUCAGUACCUACGGUGCAGGUUGAAUUUGUCAUACAAACGUAAUACCAAAACUAAUAAUAUUCUUAAUGCCAUCAUAUUUGCAUUGUAAGUGCUAUGUUUCGAAUUUUGAAUAAUGAUUAUCUAGGUUCCUGUCUUGAGUUUUUUACCUAAAAAAAUGUAAGCGAAUUUAAUUUUGCAUGUAUUUACAUCUGAUAUGUUUUCUCCAUAUUUGUUUUGUAUUAAAAAUAACAAUAUUUUAAGAUGCUUAUGUACACCCUAAGUUUUUAACACUUAACGUAGGCUAUAAUGUCAAUUUUUAUGAUUAUAACAACAGCUUGAGAACUGAUUAAUUUUUCAUUCAUUGUUUGUAUCACUGAACGUAAGCUUUGUACAUAUUCUGAAUAAAAAUAUUGCUAUUGUGUGAGCGAAGGCGCGCUCGAAACAGCUACCGCGCGCGCCUAAUGUUUUUUAGUGUUCGGCGAUUACUUAGCAUGCAUAUUUUUUUACUAAAUUAUACUGCAGAAUUUCAGACAUU